Malassezia globosa CBS 7966 is the source of this 576-nucleotide messenger RNA. RefSeq lists its product as uncharacterized. The transcript is spliced from 2 exons. Gene Ontology annotation, molecular function: structural constituent of ribosome. Gene Ontology annotation, biological process: ribosomal small subunit biogenesis; translation; rRNA processing. The record is from RefSeq and is a predicted model, not a curated record. The coding region runs from base 1 to 576 and encodes 191 amino acids. Gene Ontology annotation, cellular component: 90S preribosome; cytosolic small ribosomal subunit; ribosome. Lineage: Eukaryota; Fungi; Basidiomycota; Malasseziomycetes; Malasseziales; Malasseziaceae.
AUGGCGACUGUCAACCAGAAGAUCUUCCGCACGGCGAAUGCGCCGGCUGGUGCUCCAUCUGAGGCCGAGACCACGGUCUGCCAGGCUCUCAUUGAUCUUGAGUCGCACAUCCCUGAGCUGAAGAUGGAGCUGCGUCCUCUUCAGGUCAGUGCCGUGAAGGAGGUCGACGUCAAGGGCGGCAAGAAGGCCUACGUGAUCUUUGUGCCUAUGCCCCAGCUCAAGGCUUUCCACAAAAUCCAGUUGAGGCUCACACGUGAACUCGAGAAGAAGUUCUCGGAUCACCACGUCGUGUUCAUUGGCCAGCGUCGCAUCCUCAGCAAGCCUUCCAGCCACAGCCGUGCUAAGCAGCCUCGGCCCCGUAGCCGCACUCUCACCUGGGUGCACAACGCCAUCCUGGAGGACCUUGUGUUCCCAACUGAGAUUACUGCCAAGAGCCUGCGCGUGUCGACUGACGGUAGCAAGCUCGUGCGCUGCUCGCUCGACUCGAAGGAUGCAACCAGCCUGGAGUACAAGCUCGAGACGUUCUCGAGUGUGUACCGUAAGCUCACGGGCAAGGACGUGGCUUUCAUGAUCUAA